Messenger RNA from Trichoplax adhaerens, 1158 nucleotides. RefSeq lists its product as uncharacterized. The transcript has 3 exons. NCBI's taxonomy places the organism in Eukaryota, Metazoa, Placozoa, Uniplacotomia, Trichoplacea, Trichoplacidae. Gene Ontology annotation, cellular component: membrane. The record is from RefSeq and is a predicted model, not a curated record. The coding region runs from base 1 to 1158 and encodes 385 amino acids. Gene Ontology annotation, molecular function: G protein-coupled receptor activity. Gene Ontology annotation, biological process: G protein-coupled receptor signaling pathway.
AUGACUACUAAACUGCCUUAUCAAUCGAAUGAAAAUAUUUCACAGCAUUCAAACGCAAGCGUAACAUUACGAGAUAUCUUGCAGUCUUAUUCACUUUUUGCAAUAUUAGGUAUUAUUGUAGGGUGUAUUGGUGUGCUAUUUCAAACUUGGGUUAUCAUUACAGUAUGGCUAACGAAACGAAUGCAUGUUGCAUCAUUCAUAUUAAUGGGAAAUUUAGCUGUUGCUGAUCUUAUGUAUAGCAUUUCGUUAUUCUUUUACGGUGUGCUGCAGCUGAUGUAUAUCACAACUUCUCCGAUUUUAAUGGUUAUGGUUGUUAAUUGUUAUAUUUCAUUUUUCUUAAUUGGUAUGAAUUACGGUACAUCGAUUAUAACGUUAACAUUUAUUAGUUACGAUCGUUAUUACAAAAUCAUCUCGCCAUUAUCGAGUGAAUGCCGCAGUAAGAGAAGAAUUGUUUACUACCUCAUCACUUCCUGGCUACUAGGUAUUUUAGUAGGUAUGCUAUUAGCUUUAACAACAGGAGUUGAUCCUAAUUUUCCGUUUACCUGUGAUGUAUCGUAUAAUGUUGGUUUAGCUGGUACGCAAGCGAUCUAUACAUUUUUAACUUUAGCAUUUUAUGUUAUACCUGUUAUUGUCAUAUUGAUAUGCUACAGCAAAUUAAUCCAUCGACUACGACAUUUAUCACGUCCAGGAAUUAAUAACAAAGAGCAAUUGCGAAACCAUAAUGAAUCAAAGCAUUCAGCCAUAAGACUAAUUAUUGCGGUUACUGCUAUCUUCAUUAUUGUUACUUGGCCUUACUGGGUAUCAUCGCUAGGAUUAGUUUAUACUGGAGACACUUUUGUUUCAUUGCGCGCUAGUGGUAAGAUUCUUGAAGCAAGCAUAGCAGGAUUUGCAAGUGUACCCAUCAUGUUAACUGCAUUUAUCUAUCCGCCUUUAUAUCUGAUAUUCAAUAAAAGCCUCCGUCAUGAUAUGCUAGCCAUACUACGGUGUCCAUGGCAUGCCAGCCUCCCAUUACUAAUGAGAAGAACCUACAGUUCUAAAAAUCAAAUUAUAAUUAUGACGCGCACAGCAUCGACAACAAAUACUAAUAUUAAGAUAUGGUUAAUUCAUUGUACUUUGGCUGGUGUGAAUAAUGUCUACAUUGCUUCUAGCAUUGAAUAA